This is a messenger RNA of Pyrus x bretschneideri (Chinese white pear), 1842 nucleotides long. Its product is annotated as subtilisin-like protease 3. Lineage: Eukaryota; Viridiplantae; Streptophyta; Magnoliopsida; Rosales; Rosaceae. Bases 226 to 1842 code for a protein of 538 amino acids. The record is from RefSeq and is a predicted model, not a curated record. Gene Ontology annotation, molecular function: serine-type endopeptidase activity. Gene Ontology annotation, biological process: proteolysis. The transcript has a single exon.
UCAGGAGUAGUUUCACAAGAGGAGCAAAAUAGCUUCCAAACUUACAUUGUUUUUCUUGAAAAGCCUGUCUCCUCGAAAUUUACAGUAGAAUCAGAUUUAGACAGUUGGUAUCAGUCAUUUUUGCCUGAAACUACUGCAAACGCAAACCAGCAGAGGAUCGUUCAUGUGUACCGCAAUGUGGUCACUGGAUUUGCAGCAAAACUGACAAAGGAGGAAGUGAAAGCAAUGGAAAACAAAGAAGGUUUUUUGAAGGCUCAUCCUGAGAUAACUGUACCAUUGCUAACUACUCAUAGUCCUGAUUUCUUGGGUUUACACCAAGGAUACGGACUAUGGAAACAAGCAAACUACGGUGAAGGUGUGAUCAUAGGACUUAUGGAUACAGGGAUUGGACCCGACCAUCCUUCGUUCAGUGAUGAAGGAGUACCCCUUCCUCCGGCUAAAUGGAAAGGCAAGUGCGAGUUCAAUGGCACAGUGUGCAACAACAAGCUCAUUGGUGCACAAAAUUUUGUUGGUGCAGAAGAAGGGAAUAUUACCGGAACACCAUUUGAUGAACAUGGUCAUGGGACCCACACAUCUAGCACCGCUGCUGGAAAUUUUGUCCAAGAUGCCAGCGUGUUUGGAGACGCGAAUGGCACGGCUGUUGGCAUGGCACCUUAUGCUCAUUUGGCAAUGUACAAAGUCUGUUAUGGGAUUAGUUGUAGGUCUGGUGACAUCUUAGCUGGCCUCGAUGCUGCUGUUGAAGAUAGCGUGGACGUGAUUUCUAUCUCACUUGGAGGCCCUUCACUUCCAUUCUACGACAAUGUGAUUGCAAUCGGUGCAUUCGCAGCAAUGAAAAAAGGAAUAUUCGUCAGCUGUGGAGCUGGAAAUUCCGGUGUCCAUAAAUCUUUGGCAAAUGAGGCCCCAUGGUUUCUUACAGUUGGAGCAAGUACUACUGACAGAAUACUAAAAUCACAAAAUGAGAAGCUCAGCUCCUAUGGCGCUGUAAUUGGAGAUGCUCUUGCUCCCAGGGUCGCUGUCUUUUCAUCAAGAGGACCAAGCCGCGCAAGCCCUGGAAUUUUGAAACCCGACAUCAUUGGACCCGGCGUUAAAAUUCUUGCUGCUUGGCCUUUAUCAGUGGACAAUGCAACACUUCCUAAUCCUAAGGCAACAUUUAACAUAAUUUCAGGUACCUCGAUGUCAACUCCUCACCUGAGUGGCAUUGCAGCUUUGCUCAAGAGAUCACACCCCGACUGGUCACCAGCAGCUAUUAAAUCUGCCAUCAUGACAACUGCUAAUGUACUAAACCUCGCAGGAACACCCAUCAUUGACCAAGGGCUUAAACCCGCAGACGUCUUUGCAAUUGGUGGAGGCCAUGUCAACCCUACAAAGGCAAAUGACCCAGGGCUUGUCUUCGACAUAAAACCAGAAGAUUAUUUUCCUUACUUGUGCGGUUUGAACUACAAUGAGACAAUGAUAAAGAUUAUCACGCAGCAAAUAGUGAAAUGCUCAGAAGUCGGAGUCAUACAAGAAGCACAGCUCAAUUACCCUUCAUUUUCUAUUAAAGCAGGCCCUAAUCAGACAGAGUCUCAGUACUAUACCAGGACAGCAAAGAACGUUGGCCCAGCUACUUCAACAUACAACUUGGAUCUUUUAGUACCACAUCAAAUGGGGAUAAGUGUGAACCCUCAGGUGCUUACAUUCACAAAGGUUAACCAGGAGAUUACAUACCAUGUCGAAUUUAUCGCAAAAGAAGGAGCUGGUAAGGAUGGUGUACCAUAUGGUCAGGGAUACUUGAGAUGGUUUUCUGAUAAACAUAAUGUUACUACCCCUAUAGCUGUCAUUUUUGACACUCCGCAAGAUUAA